Molecule: messenger RNA, 1835 nt
Organism: Chironomus riparius
Lineage: Eukaryota; Metazoa; Arthropoda; Insecta; Diptera; Chironomidae
Source: the annotation of a GenBank genome assembly
AAAAAACAAAACCAAUUUUUAAGAGCUAUCAAAUUGAAGAAAAGAAUGGAAAAUCAUGAUGGAGUAAGAAAAGAAUUAAAUAUAAUAAAUGUUGAUACUAGAAUAAAUGUCACAUCUUAAAGACAAUUAACCGAAUUAUUACCAAAAAAUUGCCUUAGUCAACUUUGUAUCAUACAGGGACUUGUGACAUCAUUCAACUAACAAUCGUGCUCGACUUAGGACGUGAAAAUACACGAUACGGAUCACAGAUGAAUAAAUUAACACUUAUCGGGUGAGAUUAAAAACAAAAAGUGAAAAAGUGAAACUCGUGAAUAAUUUUGGAAUAGUGCAAAUUUGGAAUCGAAAAGGAACAGACUCAAUAUAAAAUUCUCAACGUCGAGGAAAUUAUAAAUAUUAAAAUUAACUGGGAAAUCUCUACGGCAGAGAAAAAAAAUCAGAGCAUUAAGAUUAGGAAUUUUUUUUAUAAGGAAAAAAUAGAACUUUUUGGGCUUAACAAGAAUUUUUGGAAAAAAACUAAAUAUAUAUAUUGUGUUAAAAGCCAAAUAAUAUAAUAAUUAGAGAAUUUUCUUUCUUUUUCUGUGGAUAAAUUUAAGUCUUUACGGUAGAGACAAAUAAGAAUUUUUAUUAAAGAAAAAAAUUUUAAAAGUAACCAAGAAAAACUCAGAAAUUUGAAUUUAUUCGUAAUUGCACAGCAAAUAAGCAAGGAAAUUGCGUAUUCAAGGAACAUCAGGCAAAAUUAACAGUAGAAAUGAUUCAAGAAGGAAGCAUUUUGAUCAAGAACAUACAAACACCAACGGUACUGGCAAAUACAUUCAGCAUCGGAAACCAUACGGUAGAAGGCACAAUACUUGUAAACUUCCACAAUUGCACAGUCCACAUCAACGGUCAGGUUUUUUCAAACUUUGAACAAAAAUUUAACGACAAAGUUGUUUUACUUCUGUUCUUAGUUACAAUCAACAGAAAGAAUAAAGAACCACUCGUAGAGAUGGACGAGCUUCACGACUUACAUAUCAAAAAUAGAGACAGACUAGAUAACAUUCACCUGAUGCAAGUAUUAACAGCAGCAGGAGCAGGAACAAUAGCAACAAUCCUGACAAUAGCAUACAUUAUUUACAAAACACAUUCAUAUUGCAAGAUGGGAAGGAAGCUAGUAAUCACACCAGAUCAGAAGGAAGACAACGAGGAAGAAAGGAAUCCGGAAGCGGCAGGAGCGGUGGAAAUGCGUGACCGGGACGUUCACGACUUAAGAGGGGAGGAGUUACGGGAGAUUUAUAAACUGAGAAAAUAAAUGUGCACAACAUGUGGUGCACAUUUAUUUUUCCCAAGAAUUGUGCCUCACACAAUUUUUAUUAUUAUUAUGUAACAUUCUAACACAUUUUUCGCAUGUCUGCACAUUUUAUCGUUUCUGGGAAGCACCCAGAAUCCAAACAUUAUUGUAAGGGUUUUGUAACACUUAAAAGUGCAAGAAUAAAGUAGAGACAUUUCAGUCUUUGUUCAGUUCUCCAACUUAACUCAUCUCUCAUACUAUAUUUUGGAUAAACAAAACAUAAUUGUUAACUAUUUGAAAUUUUUAAGUAAUAAAUAAAGCCUUUUAGGCGCAAAUUGAAAAAAAAUCUACCAAACAAAUAAUCUUCUGAGUACGCAAAAUUCAUGCAAAAUAUUAUUUUUCAUUAUAGGCACCUUUAUUUUUAAAUAAAGUUUUCUUAUAAGAUCAAACUAUGUAUAACUAAUGUAUGCAUAUCGCUAGUCUAGGCCUAGACCAGUGUUGUCCAAAGUUUUUGAGCCACGGCACACCUGAGGGGUAAGCCAUGACCGAAGUCGCACACAGCAUGCGG